CCGGUCAUUCUCAAUCUUACACACCUUUAAAAUAUUUCAUCUGUGUUAUAUAUUAUACAUCUUGCCGCCAUGUAAAAGAGUGCGGGAUGAGGAGAAUAUUUAACGUGGCUGAAAAGCCUUCCGUAGCCAGGAAUAUAACGGAGAUUCUCUCUAAUGGAAAAAGCACAAAGGAAUUCACUAACUCUAGGAUGAACCCUGUUUUCUCAUUUACCUACCACAUUGACGGAGAAGUGUCUAAGAUGUACUUUACCUCGGUGAAAGGUCAUUUGAGUUCCUUGGAGUUUGAUCCAUCAUAUAGCAACUGGAACAGAACACCUAUACAUGAGUUAUUCACUGCUCCGACUUACCAAAUCAUCAUUAAGGAUUGCAAAGAUAUUGAGAAAAACAUUCAAUACUAUGCCAAACUAUGCGACAAGAUGAUAUUAUGGUUAGAUUGUGACAGGGAGGGUGAAGCAAUAGCAUUUGAAGUAAUAGAGGUGUUUCGAGGCGUACAAAAGUCCAGUAACAUAAAGAGAGCUGUCUUCUCUGCUGUGACAAGAAGUGACAUUGAGCAAGCAUGUUGCAACUUGAGGGAACCUGAUAUAAAUUUAGCUAAAGCAGUUGAAACAAGACAGGAGAUAGAUUUAAGGAUUGGAUCUGCAAUGACACGAUUUAUGACCCUAAAGUAUAAACAUUUUCUCAACACAAAAUCUAAUGUUUUGAGUUAUGGACCAUGCCAACUUCCAACACUGGGAUUUGUGGUUGAUAGAUUCAAGCGAAUCGAGAAUUUUGUAAGGGAAGAAUACUGGUCUAUUAAUGUGGAAGUUGUAUUAGAAGAGACACCAGUCUCGUUUUUGUGGGAUAGGGUUCGACUUUUUGAUGGACAAGCUGUUUUAACUUUGUAUGAAGUUUGCCUGGAGAAUCCACUCGCAUUUGUAACAAGGAUAAACAAGAGACAAACCAAAAAGUAUCCUCCUUUACCCCUUGAUACUGUUGAGAUGAACAAGACUGUUUGUAAAUAUCUAAAAAUAUCCUCCAGCCAGUGCAUGCAAUUGGCUGAAAGCCUGUAUAGUAAGGGAUUCAUAAGUUAUCCCAGGACUGAAACAAAUAUAUUUCCGCAAAGUAUUGACUUGAUGAGUCUAAUAAACUCUCUUUCCAAUCAUCCAACUUUUGGGGAAUAUGCAAAAAGAUUAGUAGACGGUGACUUUUGUGUUCCCGUCAUGGGAAAGAAAAAUGAUGAAGCACAUCCUCCUAUUCACCCUGUUAAAUCAAUGACAUCAAGUGAAGCAGAAUCCCCGCUACAUUGGCAACUUUACGAGUACAUUACUAGGAGAUUCCUCGCCUGUUGUAGUAAAGCAGCUGUAGGAGAUGAAUCUAUGAUUUUUUUGGAUGUUUCCGGAGAAGGGUUUCAUACAAAGGGUAUGGUUAUCAGAGAAUAUAACUGGUUGGACAUUUACACAUAUGAGAAAUGGGAAGGUCGCAUAGUCCCUAAUUUUUCUCAAGGACAAGAAAUUACACCAACAAAAAUCACUCUAAAGAAUGGAAAGACAAAUCCACCAGCUCUCCUCUCUGAAGCUAACCUGAUAGACUUGAUGAAUAAGAACGGAAUUGGAACAGAUGCAACAAUGCACGAACACAUCCAAAAAAUCCAGGAUAGACAUUACGCUGUUAAAAAUGAAAAGCUCAGAUUUAUACCAACGAACUUGGGAAAAGCACUCUACAACGCCUUCAAAGAAUAUACAGCAUCUUCUAUUGAUUUGACAAAACCCGCCCUUAGAGCUCACAUGGAACGUGAUAUGAGCGAUAUAGCAUGUGGACUAAAAAAUAAAGAAGAUGUAGUCAGAGUAUAUGCGGACCUCAUGAGAGAUAUAUACUUGGAAAUCGCAAAUCAGCCAGACUAUUUCAACGAUGCCAUGAGCAUGCUGUGUGACAUAGAACCAGACGAUGCACCUCCACCCAUGUGCUCCUUUCAAUAA
Molecule: messenger RNA, 1955 nt
Organism: Theileria equi strain WA
Lineage: Eukaryota; Apicomplexa; Aconoidasida; Piroplasmida; Theileriidae
Product: DNA topoisomerase III, putative
Exons: 10
Coding region: 87-1955 (622 amino acids)
Biological process (GO): DNA topological change
Cellular component (GO): nucleus
Molecular function (GO): DNA binding; DNA topoisomerase type I (single strand cut, ATP-independent) activity
Source: RefSeq, a predicted model, not a curated record